Drosophila navojoa is the source of this 1123-nucleotide messenger RNA. RefSeq names its product lethal (3) 72Dr (gene l(3)72Dr). NCBI's taxonomy places the organism in Eukaryota, Metazoa, Arthropoda, Insecta, Diptera, Drosophilidae. Gene Ontology annotation, biological process: tetrahydrofolylpolyglutamate metabolic process. The record is from RefSeq and is a predicted model, not a curated record. Gene Ontology annotation, molecular function: gamma-glutamyl-peptidase activity. Gene Ontology annotation, cellular component: vacuole.
AGCGUCCAUUGUUGUUUACUUCUGAGGUUUUAUGCAGCUGCGGGUGGGGGCCUUCAUUCAGUAGUGCGGCAAAUGGCAAACAAGGCGGAUAAAUCGACUCGCGAUCCGUGUGUGGUUGGCGUGCUCUGCAUGGAUAUAGCUAGUGCCUUGUAUGAGAAAAGCGCUGAGCCGAAGCCGGCCAGCUAUAUAGCGGCUUCGUAUGUGAAGUUCCUGGAAGCAGGAGGCGGCCUUGUCGUGCCCAUUUGGAUCGGACGCGACCAUAAUUAUUAUAGGCUGAUGAUGGGCCGGAUCAAUGGGGUGCUGCUCACGGGCGGCGCUGUCUAUCUGGACGAAGAGGUCAACCCUGCGAAGGUCGCUCGAUGGAUGACCAAUGACUGUGUGAAGUCGAUUCAAUAUAUCUAUGAGCUGGCCCUCCAGCGAAACAAAGAGAACGACUAUUUCCCCAUCUGGGCCACAUGCCUGGGCUUUCAGCUGAUGCUGAAGAAUGCAGCGCCGUCGAUGAAGCGUGCAUCAUGUGGCGAAACAAUAUUCAGAGCCCUUCCGCUGCAGCUAACUGACGAUUAUGCCAAUUCGUCGAUGUUUCGGGGCCUCAGUCCGGAGUUGCACACACGCUUGCAGAGCGAACCAUUCGCUUGCUAUCAGCAAAAAUACUGCAUCACGGAAGAGAGUCUGGGCGCUGCGGCCAACGAUUGGCAUGUGCUGGCCACUGGGCAGGCGAGGAGCGGGUUGAGAUUCAUCACGCUCAUCGAGCAUAGGCAAUAUCCAUUUUACGGCUGCCAGUUUCAUCCCGAGCGUACCGCAUACGAGCAGCUCGUCGGACGAGAAGACCCGUACGCUGAGUCCCACACCCAGCACGGCAUUCAGCUCAGCCAACACUUUGCCCAGUUCUUUGUGGAGGCCUGCCGAAAGAACUCGAAUCGUUUCGAUAGUAAGGAGGAGCUCUCGCGCCACUUGAUCUACAACUGGAUGCCGGAGUUCAGUGGACGUCACAACACUGUCAACUGGCUGCAGGUCUAUCUCUUUCCCAAGGACCCGGACUACGUGAAAAGGGCCGAGGAAAGCCCAGAGAGCUGAGCCAAACAACAACAGCAGCAGUGUUUAUAGUCAGUGCCGUAUCAAAUUC